Messenger RNA from Sebastes umbrosus (honeycomb rockfish), 1044 nucleotides. RefSeq names its product olfactory receptor 6C1-like. The transcript has a single exon. Gene Ontology annotation, cellular component: membrane. Gene Ontology annotation, biological process: G protein-coupled receptor signaling pathway. Lineage: Eukaryota; Metazoa; Chordata; Actinopteri; Perciformes; Sebastidae. Bases 36 to 986 code for a protein of 316 amino acids. Gene Ontology annotation, molecular function: olfactory receptor activity; G protein-coupled receptor activity. The record is from RefSeq and is a predicted model, not a curated record.
AAGAUUUCAAAACUGUGAAAAUUUGCCUUCUAAUCAUGGAUAAUGUUUCUGUUGUAAGAGUUUUCACUCUCUCAGGGAUAAACGAAACAAUGAAUUACAGAAUCGCUAUCUUUUCAAUCACUUUACUGUAUUACUGUCUGAUUUUGUUUGCCAAUAUCACCGUCAUUAUGAUCAUCAUCUUCGAUGAAAACCUGCACGAACCCAUGUACAUCUUAUUGUGCAGUUUUUGCAUGAAUGGACUUUAUGGGACCACAGGUUUCUACCCCAAAUUCCUCGUAGAUCUGUUGUCUUCUUCUUCCCAAAUCUCAUAUGAAGGAUGUCUUUUACAGGCUUUUGUCAUGUACUCAUUUGCUUGCUGUGAAUUAUCCAUUCUAGCAGUUAUGGCUUACGACAGAUAUCUGGCUAUAUGUCGACCACUUCACUACCUUUCUAUCAUGACUAAGAGGAGGCUCUCUGGGCUGAUAUGUUUCUCCUGGCUAACACCUUUCUGCAUUUUCUCCAUCAGUAUUUUUCUGACAUCUACACUGACGUUAUGUGGUUCAAAAAUUCAGAAACUGUUUUGUGUGAACUGGAUAAUUGUUAAACUUGCUUGCUCUGACAGUGUUUCAAGUGAUAUCCUCUCAUAUGCAACCAUUAUCAUUUAUGUGCUUCACGGGUUUUUCACUGUUUGGACUUAUAUGCAUAUUAUUAGAACUUGUGUGCGGUCCAAAGACGACAGGAUAAAGUUUAUGCAGACAUGUGUGCCCCAUUUAGUCUCUUUAAGCACAUUCCUCGUUGUAAUACUUUUUGAUUUGAUGUAUAUGCGACUUGGCUCCACAGAUUUACCUCAAAGCCUUCAAAACUUCAUCGCUAUAGAAUUUCUGCUUAUUCCUCCUAUGAUGAAUCCUCUAAUAUAUGGAUUUAAACUGACCAAAAUACGAAACAGAAUUUUAGGUUUAGUGUAUGUUGAAAGAAAAAUGACCUCUUCCAUUAAAUGUCAACUCUAAUUUAUGUAUUCUUAUUUUAUUUUAUUUAACAGGGACAAUACAGAUAAACAUGGUUUCA